AGACGAUUUCGUCUAGAAGAGAACAACCAGAAGAGAUUUUUGAUUAGACUUCGAAGACUUUUUCGAAUCAGAAGCCAAAGAGCCUGUAAACUGCAAUUAUCUUUUAGUCGUAGAAAUAAUCUACUUCUUCCAGUCAGUAAUUAACUAAUUAUUGAUGGAAAAUCAAGUGAUUAAGAAAUCUGGGAAUGAUAGCGGAUCAAUUCUGCAAUUUGCUCCUAUUCAGAGUUUAAUCGAUGAGGGUUUUUGGCAUCGAAUUUCUUCAUUGAAGCUUAAUCAAUGGAAAACAGAUCAAUCUGCUGUCUCUAUUACUGGAUUUUUUGCACCAUGCUCACAUUUUCAAGUAUCAAACCACUUAAAUAUUAUUUCCGAAUCUUUUUCAUCUGAAACUAAUGAGCAUUCAUCGACAAAUUCAAGCCAUUCAAACAGAAAUAGAUGUGCUGUCCGGGGAACACUUUAUAAUACGAAUACAAUAGAGGGCUUCCGGGAGCUUGACAAACAGAAACUAUUGAAGGAAGAAGCUGGAAAGAUUUGGGAUGAUAUUAAUAAUGGGAAUGUGGAGAAAGAAUGUGCAUUACUUUCUAGAUUCCUUGUUAUUUCGUUUGCGGACCUAAAAAAAUGGAGGUUCUACUACUCUGUUGCAUUUCCUGCAUUAGUGCUUGAUCCUCCUGCUAAUGUGGUUGAUUUGAGGCCCGCUUCAGAGUGGCUAAGCUCAGAAGAGGCCGAGUCAGUGUCAGCUGCUUGCAAUGAGUGGCGUUCCUCAGCAGUCACUUCAGGCGUCCCCUUCUUUCUUGUUACUAUUGCUUCAAAUUCACAUGCCAGACUGAGGCAUCUUAAUGAGUGGGAAUCAUGCCAACAGGAGAGUGAGAAGAUAUUUUUUGGCUUUUAUGAUCCCUGCAAUCUUCCCAACCAUCCCGGUUGGCCUCUUCGCAAUUUCCUUGCGUUUUUGUAUACAAGAUGGAACCUAGAAACUGUUCGCUUUUUCUGCUAUCGUGAAAAUCGUGGUUUUGCAGAUAUGGGAUUGUCACUUAUUGGUAAAGCCCUGAUUUCUCCGCAAGAAUGGGAGGUCCAUGGCCAUGUACCUAAAGCGGUUGGAUGGGAACUUGAUAAAGCAAAAAAAGUAACCAGAUCCAUUAACCUUGCUACAUCUAUGGAUCCUACCAGGUUGGCUGAAUCUGCUGCGGAUUUGAAUUUAAAGUUGAUGAGAUGGCGGGCUCUACCCUCUUUGGACUUGACUCUUCUGUCUGGAAUUAGGUGUCUUCUCCUUGGAGCUGGUACGCUAGGAUGCCAGGUUGCUCGGACACUCAUGGCUUGGGGUGUGCGAAAGAUUACACUGAUAGACAAUGGAAAGGUGGCCAUGUCUAAUCCAUUGAGACAAUCACUGUACACGCUAGAAGAUUGUCUUAAUGGUGGUCAAUAUAAAGCUCUAGCCGCAGAAAGAAGCCUUAAGUCUAUAUUCCCAGCUGUGGAUGCAAAAGGGAUCGUGAUGUCCAUCCCAAUGCCCGGACAUCCAGUGUCUAUCCAAGAGGAGAGCAAUGUGUUGGAUGAUUGCAAACAACUCAAAGAAUUGAUUAACGUACAUGAUGUAGUUUUUUUAUUGACAGAUACUAGGGAAAGUCGAUGGCUUCCAACACUCCUCUGCACAAGUUCCAACAAGAUCGCCGUGAAUGCUGCAUUGGGGUUUGAGAGCUUCUUGGUUAUGCGCCACGGAGCUGGCCCUAUCAGUUCUUGUGAAACAGUGGACGCCUUGUCAUCUAGCAUGGGGAACUUAUCUGUAAAGAAUGAACACAAGGAACCUAGAUUGGGAUGCUAUUUCUGCAAUGAUGUGGUCGCUCCGAUUGAUUCAACUACCAAUCGCACUCUAGACCAGCAAUGUACAGUUACACGUCCAGGUCUUGCUCCGAUUGCUUCAGCACUUGCUGUUGAACUUUUGGUGGGACUCCUUCAUCAUCCUCUUAGGAUAUAUGCACCUGCUGAAGUUUCCGGAUCAAGUGAUACUGGCAAUGAGCAACCUCUUGGUAUAAUUCCCCACCAAAUCCGAGGCUCACUUUCUCUGUUUUCGCAGAUGACACUUGUAGGUCAUGCUUCAAACAGUUGCACAGCUUGUAGUCCAAUUAUAGUAUCGGAAUUCCAGAAAAAUGGAAUGGAUUUCAUAUUGAAGGCAAUCAACCUUCCAACAUACUUAGAAGAUCUCACCGGAUUAACAGAAUUGAAGAAAUCAGCUAACUCAUUUGAAGUAGACUGGGAUAUUGAAGACGACAUUGACGAGGACGAAUGUGUUGAAAUAUGAAGACCGGGUUCUCACCGGCUUAGUUUGUAUAUUGCAAAACAAGGUGCCAUUCCCCUCGAAAGAAAAGCUAAAAGCUUAUUGUUUUAACCGAAAAUGUACAGAUAAUAUAGCAAAUAGUGCUUACUGCCAUAUAAAGGCUUUCAGAUUUGAUCGAUGGAAUUAGCCUAAGCCGAUGGGAUCAGUUGUGGUUGUGUUCGUAAUUGUGGUUGUAGUUGUGAUUGCGGUUUUAACGGUAAUAGUUGUGAUUGAACACAAUCGAAGCUAUUAAUACCUUGAUUCCUAUUCUAGUCUGUUACUAAUUCAACAGGAUAAUUCUUAUGUGUCA
Molecule: messenger RNA, 2612 nt
Organism: Amaranthus tricolor (Joseph's coat)
Lineage: Eukaryota; Viridiplantae; Streptophyta; Magnoliopsida; Caryophyllales; Amaranthaceae
Product: ubiquitin-like modifier-activating enzyme atg7
Exons: 14
Coding region: 155-2287 (710 amino acids)
Biological process (GO): C-terminal protein lipidation; autophagy of mitochondrion; autophagosome assembly
Cellular component (GO): cytoplasm; phagophore assembly site
Molecular function (GO): Atg8 activating enzyme activity; Atg12 activating enzyme activity
Source: RefSeq, a predicted model, not a curated record